AUGGGGAGGGGGGAGGUUUCGGCAUGGGGCGGAUACGUGUUCAUCAUCAAUCUUAUUCCACUGCAUGUCUUUGUACUGCUGCUAAUGGGCCGGUUCAGCUGGCGGAUUUAUGUUGCAUACUCUACAUUCUUCAUUCUUGGUCUGAUCCUGUCGAUGCAAGUGCCGUUUGUCGGAUUUCAGCCAAUCCGAACUAGUGAACACAUGGCAUCCGUCGGCGUUUUUGGCCUGUUGAACGCGUACGGGGCGUUGCUUUUCAUCCAGAGCCUCGUCAGCAAGCGGCAUUUCCGCUAUUUCUUUUUCUUCACUCUCUCUGCAGUGACAGCGUUCGGCUUCUCUGCAAUCGUCCUUUUGACAUACCUAGGUUGGAUUGCGCCAUGGAGUGGUCGCUUUUACUCACUUUGGGACACAGGUUACGCCAAAAUUCACAUUCCUAUAAUAUCUUCAGUAUCGGAACACCAGCCAACCACCUGGGUGUCGUUCUUUUUCGAUUUACACGUCUUGAUCACGAUGUUUCCUGUCGGCGCAUGGUAUUGCAUGAAGAACAUUAACGAGGAACGAGUCUUUAUUUUGCUUUACGCUAUAACGGCAGUGUAUUUCGCCGGCGUUAUGAUUCGACUUAUGCUUACAUUGACACCCGUUGUCUGUAUGUUGGCCGGCAUCGCGUUUUCUUACACAUAUGAACGCUACUUGCGAGACAGCGUACCUGACAAAUCAGCAGGCUUGUUGCCGGCAGCCACUCGACAGAAAUCCUCAACUAUCGUUGCAAGUGACGAUUCCAACGGCGGCAACAAGAACAUGUACGAUAAGGCCGGAAAACUGCGGAAGCCUCCAAAAAUCGAAAGUGCUGAAGCGAAAGAGCAAGCGGCGGCUGCUGCAGCGGCCGCCACCGAAGAGCAGGAUCUGGGCAUCAACGUAAAGUCGAUCGUCUCUAUCGUUUUGGUGAUGCUGUUGCUAAUGUUCGCAAUUCACUGUACAUGGGUGACGAGUAACGCAUACAGUAGUCCCAGCGUCGUCCUUGCUUCCUACCACAGUGACGGCAGCCGUAUCAUUUUGGACGACUUCCGCGAGGCGUAUUAUUGGCUGCGUCAGAAUACUCCAGACAAAGCUCGCAUCAUGUCAUGGUGGGAUUAUGGAUAUCAGAUCGCUGGAAUGGGCAACCGCACUACGCUGGUUGAUAAUAACACGUGGAACAAUAGUCACAUCGCUUUGGUCGGCAAAGCAAUGUCCAGUACCGAGGAAAAGGCAUACGAGAUCAUGCAAGAUCUCGAUGUCGACUACGUUUUGGUCAUUUUUGGCGGUCUGAUAGGAUAUUCCGGAGACGACAUCAACAAAUUCUUGUGGAUGGUUCGCAUCGCUCAAGGAGAGCAUCCCAAAGAUAUUCACGAAAGCGACUACUUUACCGUUGAUGGAGAUUUCAGAGUCGACAGUGGAGGCUCUAAAACUUUGCUCAACUGUUUGAUGUACAAAUUGUCGUACUACCGCUUUGGUGAGGUUCAGACAGAGCUUCGUACUCCGCCGGGGUUCGAUCGCACUCGAGGGACCGAAAUCGGUAACAAACACUUUGCUCUGAAUUAUAUGGAAGAAGCGUAUACGACAGAGAACUGGUUGGUCAGAAUUUACAAGGUCAAGAAGCCGGAAAAUCGGGUAAUGCUGAAAUAUGCACAGAGGAAAGUGAAACGGCCUUCGCAUAUUCGGUAUGGCAAGGUUAGUCAGCUGUUAUGCUUGUGGGACAUAAUAAUUUCGAAAUGCAUUUCAGAGUGGCCAAAAAGGAAAGGGUCUAAUAAAGAACCGGCCAAAAGUCGUUUACGGGAAACGGCCGAGUUCUAG
This is a messenger RNA of Soboliphyme baturini, 1827 nucleotides long. NCBI's taxonomy places the organism in Eukaryota, Metazoa, Nematoda, Enoplea, Dioctophymatida, Soboliphymatidae. The record is from the annotation of a GenBank genome assembly.